Solea solea (common sole) is the source of this 7070-nucleotide messenger RNA. It is a transcript of the gene secisbp2l, whose product is annotated as SECIS binding protein 2-like. Gene Ontology annotation, cellular component: ribonucleoprotein complex. Gene Ontology annotation, molecular function: selenocysteine insertion sequence binding; ribonucleoprotein complex binding; mRNA 3'-UTR binding. The record is from RefSeq and is a predicted model, not a curated record. The transcript is spliced from 20 exons. Lineage: Eukaryota; Metazoa; Chordata; Actinopteri; Pleuronectiformes; Soleidae. Gene Ontology annotation, biological process: selenocysteine incorporation. The coding region runs from base 446 to 3739 and encodes 1097 amino acids.
CUGGCUCUCAGCAGCAGCAGCAGCAGAUACUGAGCUUGACCACAGGCUGCUGCUGCUCUCAGAGCUCAGCUUCACCAGCUGACGCAGUAGCGUCAAGCAACAGUUAGCAGCGCCGUCCAGCAAAGAGCCGUCGCCGACCAUUGCUGCUGUCGUUUUUCAAUACUAUUUAAUCCACAAUGAAGAAAUUAAAGCGGCCCUCCUCCUGACGUUCACACUGUGGCCAGGGAGGCUGUUUUUCCGCGGUGAGGGUGACUGACAUGGACGCUUGUGACAAUAAGGUCAUUAUCCACUUUAAGAGCACGACGCGGUUCGGUAAAUGGCAACAAGACUGUUAUUCCACUCGGCUUUAAAGCUAACCUCAUAACAGCUAACGGAUGUGAAGCUUUCUGCCGAAGUGGAACCGUUCAUCCCACAGAAGAAAGGUCUUGAAGGAUCCUUGGUCAGCAUGAGUCUCUCUGGAGAGGCGGGUGGUGGAGGAGGCAGCGGGGGUUUAGGAGGAGGUGGUGGAGGAGUGGAAACCACACCCAUACCGAGCUACCUCAUCACAUGCUAUCCUUUUGUCCAGGAGAACCAAGCGAACAGGCAACAUACCAUGUACAAUGGAGGGGAGCUGCGCUGGCAGCAGCCAAACACUACACCUGGAGCUCCAUACAUGGCCUACCCCUUUUUGUCAUCCCCCCAGCCUCCUGUAUCCAAUGAGUAUGCUUACUACCAGAUUAUGCCAGCUCCAUGCCCUCCUGUGAUGGGCUUCUACCAGCCCUUCCCUGGCACAUAUGCAAGUCCUGUGCAAGCUGGGGUCAUCAACCCAGUCUCCGCAGAUGUCGGGGAAAGACCAAUGCCUCUGGGGGCGGCAUAUGGGUUGGCUAAUCAAAGAGGGAGAGGCAUGAUCCGGCCUAAUGCUCUCCCAAAGCCACAGUUGGGCAUGUGUCAGCCUCCAAGGGGUCGCAGGCCUCCAACAAGGAAUGUUGCUGUGCAGAAGGAAGUAUGCACCUUGGGGCCUGAUGGUAGGACCAAGACGGUCAUGCUGGUGGAUGCAGCACAGCAGACAGAUACCCCAGGUGAGGUGUCGGGGCGAUGUGCUGCUGAGCAGGCUAGUCCUCUGCUGUGGAAGAACCGAACAAAGAGAAGACGGGCAGCCCAGGCAGCAGAGGGCUACAACGAGCAUGGCGCCAGUGAGGCGGAUAUAGACAGUGACAGUGGCUACUGCAGCCCCAAACACAACCAGGCAGCUGGGGUAACGCAACGAACAGCAGAGCAUACAGCAGCACCCAAGGGAGUAGAGGCUGGUGUAAUGACAGUAGCCGAUACCUGGGUAAGUGUAGCCUCUCAGGCUCCCCCGAAGUCCUGGGGAGACAGGGACGGCCAGUUUCACAGAGCAGACCAGAGGAAGAAUCUUGAGCAAAGAAACUUCUCACAGGAUUUUCACAGUGGCUAUCCAGGACGUUUGCCACCCAACCAGCCAGAACAAAGACUACAGCCAACAGUGGUCACUGGUACUGACAUCACUCCAGAGCCCCUCUAUUUUGAGGAUGAAGAUGAGUUUCCUGAUCUUGCUACUGGGAGCACUGUCCAACGCAGCACCAAACCAGAAUCUGUGCCCACUCAGACACACACGCAGCCUAAACUGCCCAAAAACCUGCUGGAUAACCUACCAGAAAACUCCCCCAUCAACAUUGUACAGACACCCAUCCCUAUUACCACGUCUGUUCCCAAGAGAGCCAAGAGCCAGAGGAAGAAGGCUCUGGCUGCUGCCUUAGCCACUGCACAGGAGUACUCCGAAAUCAGCAUGGAACAGAAGAAAUUACAGGAGGCAUUUACCAAAGUCGCAGGGAAGAAGAGUAAAACCUCAGUCGAGCUGGACCUUGGAGACAUGCUGGCAGCUUUGGAGAAACAUCAACAGGCUAUGAAGGCCAGGCAACUCAACAAUACAAAGCCACUGUCUUUUGCAGUUGGAACAACUACUCCAUUCCACAGCUCCAGCUCGACCAACCUGCCCUCCAUGUUGAAGGGUCAUCAGAAGCCGUACUCGGCCCCACACAAUGCCCUGGAUUCCACCGCUCCUCGGGUCAAGAGAGGGAAGGAGAGAGAAAUACCCAAAGUCAAAAGGCCAACGGCCCUGAAAAAGAUCAUCUUGAAGGAACGUGAAGGAAAGAAAGGGAAGGUGAGUGUGGAACAGGAGCCGACGGGUCAGGAGGAGAAUGGGGACGAGUGUCUGCGUUUCACUGAGGAUCUUACACAAGAGCCUGCCUCUCAAGAAGAGAAUGGUCUGAGUGUUCCCAGUGAUGCAUCCCUUUCCCCUGCCAGCCAGAACUCUCCAUACAGCAUCACUCCAGUGUCGCAGGGUUCUCCUGCCAGCUCUGGCAUCGGGAGUCCCAUGGCUUCAAAUGCUGUCACCAAGAUCCACAGCCGGCGUUUCAGAGAAUACUGUAACCAAGUGCUGAGUAAGGAGAUCGACGAGAGUGUGACUAUGCUGCUGCAGGAACUGGUUCGCUUCCAGGAGCGAGUUUACCAGAAAGAUCCCACCAAGGCAAAAUCCAAACGCCGCCUGGUCAUGGGUCUCAGAGAAGUCACCAAACACAUGAAGUUGCACAAGAUUAAGUGUGUUAUUAUCUCUCCAAACUGUGAAAAGAUCCAGGCCAAAGGUGGUUUGGAUGAAGCUUUGUAUAAUGUCAUUGCCAUGGCCAGGGAGCAGGAGAUCCCAUUUGUGUUUGCUUUGGGCAGAAAAGCUCUUGGACGCUGUGUCAACAAACUAGUGCCUGUCAGUGUUGUAGGCAUUUUCAACUACUCUGGAGCAGAGAACCAAAAUGGAUCUAAGGCCAUGCCGCUCUCACUGCGCCCUCUACAGGACCAUGUGGGUCUCUUCAACCGUUUAGUGUCACUGACAGAGGAGGCAAGGAAAGCCUACAAAGACAUGGUGUCUGCUCUGGAGCAGGAACAGGCAGAGGAGGCGCUGAAAAAUGACAAGAAGGUCCCACACCACAUGGGACAUUCCCGUAACCACUCUGCUGCUUCUGCCAUCUCCUUCUGCUCCAUCUUUUCUGAACCGAUAUCAGAAGUCAAUGAAAAUGAGCAUGAAACCAACUGGAGGAACAUGGUGGAGACUUCUGAUGCUCUGGAGCCUGUUGAGCUAGAGCAGAGUCGCCCUGCACCUUCCACAGCUGCACAGAAAGACACUGAAGCACCACCAGCCAUAACCACCACAGCUCCCCCCACCCCCACCACCACCACCACCACAAACCCCAUCACUGCUGUUCAGUCUGGAUCCACUGCUCUCCAAUCCAGAGCUGGACCUUCGACACAGGGCAGUGGAGAAAAAGACGAGGUCCGUGCUGACGACCGGCUGGAGCUGGCCUCACAGCAGAGCACAGAAACGGGCUCGUUGGAUGGAAGCUGCAGGGGUCCACUUAACAGCUCCAUCACCUCCACCACCUCCACACUUGUGCCCGGGAUGUUGGAAGAGGCAGAGGAGGAGGACGAAGAGGAAGAGGACUACACUCCUGAACCCAUUUCUCUGGAGGUGCCCACCCUCAGCAGCCGCAUUGAAUCGUGGGUGUCAAAGACCCUGGAAAACCUGCAACUGGGGAAGAGCCAGGAAAGUACAGAAGAUGAGGACGAAGAGGAGGAGGAAGAAGAAGAGGAUGAAGAGGAGAGAGGGCAGAGUGAGGACGAGGAGGAGCUUGAGUCUGCUGGCAUCACAGAGGGCGAAGAGCAAGUGGAGGUGAAGAAGGUCAUUGGCUGAAAUCACUUCAACUCCUCCCUCUUUUCUUUUUGUGUUUUUUUUACAUGUACUCAUUCGCUCACUUCUCUGGCUCUCACUCAUCCGUCUUCACAGCAGCCAGCAGCUUUUCUUAAUCGUCUUUAACCCCUGACACUACACAUAAUCUCAGGUAUCCAACCAACUGACCAACACUCACACACCAACCAUAAACGCAUCGUAAAGUAACCGACCAACCCACAAACACACAGACCAACCAACAAGUCGCGCAUAUUUUGAUUGGACAGGCGCUUCCUCGACCGCAUAACCUGCUACACUUGAAAUCAUGGGAAUGUUUACGAUUUCCCUCCUCGGAAAACUGAACUCUUGUUAGAGUGGGGGGAAUUUUCUAGGAGCAAGCGAUGAGCAGUGAUGAUGAGAGAUGAUGUUAAACUGCUGUGUAAAGGAAAGUCCACUCCCAUCUUUACGUCAUAGGGAUUAGCUGAUACUUUAUUAGCCAGGGAUGUCCCGAUACAGAUCUCUCGUCACAUUUUUUUAAACCUGAUCAGAGGUGAGCAGACCCCUCCAUCAUUUACUUCAGCUGCUGGGCUUUUCACAAUUUCCAGCUGUCACCAGCUUACUUCCAGCUUAAACAAAGCCUCAUCUAGAACCAGUUCAUGUCCAACCUUUAUCUUAACCUAACCACAACUCAAAUCUUAGCUCUAAACCUAACCAGUUCCUCAGAAAUUAGGUUCUUCCUCAGUAGGACCAGGUUUUGGUCCCUAUGACCAGGUUCUGGUCCUGACAAGGUCAGUGUUUAUGCCAGAAAAGAUCACAGAAGUAAAAAGCACACACACUCUUUCAUACACACCGUAUUAUCGCACUUAGGGCCACUGACUCGUACAGAACAUUAACAUCAACGCUCGAGAAGUGAUAUUAUAUUAUCACUUGUGUCCCUGGUUUCACUCGCAGAGAGCUGGUGUACAACGCACCUCUGUUCUCUAGGCAAAAGACAGUUGCAAAUCAGGACUCCACAACGGCAAAAAAGCUGAGCGGGACAUCCCUAAUAUUCAGUAUUGGUAUCAGUCUGACACUGAUCAAAACUGAGAUCAGAAAAAAAAGAAACUUGAAGUCCUUUAUGGUCUUAAAUACCUAAAAUCAUGUCUGCCACACUGCAGUGAUCAUGUGAGCUGCGUGGACUUAUUUUAAAAGACAAAAGAAGAAAAACUAAAAAUCACGUGUAAAAUAUAUAUAUAUAUAUAAUAUUAUUAUUAUUAUUAUUAUUAUUAUCAUUAUUAUCAUUAUUAUUUUUUAUUUUUUUAUUAUUAUUUUUUAAAAGGACUGUCAGACUGAUACCAGUUUCGAGUCAUCCCUGUGUCUCCAUUCAGAGCCCUGCAAGGUUUACAGAUUUGCAAGUAUUUGUGUAUGCGUGUGUGUGUGUGUGCACUGGCACAUGUAGUUUGCAUUAAUUUUGCUGUGUUCUUUAGCUUUAUUUUCCUCUGCUUUAAUUUGUGUGUGUGUGUGGCAUUUUUCCCACCUCGUUGAGGGAAGCAGAGACGUGCAUUUCUUUAUGACUUACUGCUCAGUUGGUAUUUAGGUUUCCUCACAGAAAAUGACUACAGUGUCAGGGGUUCUUCUGAUUCUUCUCUCUCCACCAAAACCACUCUCACCCAUCAGUCUUCAGUGUUUAAUUUUCUUCUUCUUUUUUUUUUUAAAUGUUCAAAUUUCUUUUUGUUCCUUCAUGUAUUCAGACGAUUGAAACUUCUAAGGAGCAAAACAAGCUUUGUGUAUAUAACCCUCGUCUCUGUGGUUCUACUACAGUGUGUAAUGGUGUGUGUGUGUGUCAUUGAUUUGCUUGUGUGUGAAACUGUUUGGGGUUUGAUUCCUCUGACGAGACUUGUCCUCAGUUUCCCCCACAUGCUCUCUGUGCUUCAUAUAAAAAAGUGCUCCUGUUCUCUCUGGUGGUGUUUGUUUGGGCUCUUGAGCUUUUUCUUUUUUUUCUCUUUUUAUCAGAUUCAUCACUAACACUGAGGAUCUGUUGUGAGUCUGUUUGUCCAGAAAAAUAUGUAAAGGUUUUUGGUAGAUGUACAGUUAGUAGUACUGGAGUAUGUUGCAGCAUUGUGAAACAACUGGGAAACUAAACCUCUUGCAAAAUGUUAUUUUUUAGCAGUAUUGACUCCCAUUUCCUUAUCUUUAAAAAAAAAAGGCAGUUCUAACUGCAGUACAUAACUUUUAAAUGUAAACAAAACAUCACUUUGAAGCAUUAGUCAACUCAAAGUAUCAGAUAUCAGUUUGCUAAGGAAACACCAGAAGAUCAAAAACCUAAAUUUUCUAUCAGUCAUCAAGUCGGUCAUCAGUGUGUUGGGAUAAGUGCUUCUCGUCUCCACCUGCCUCUGCGCUGCGACUGUAUACUCACAAGCGCUCCCUCAGUCGGUUGUGAUAGUGUUUGCUUGACAGAGCCUUUUUUCCCAGAUGAAGGAUGGAAGGCAGCAUUCAAUUAUGUUACAUUGUUUCUGUUCACAGAGACCAAACAUAGGCAGAAUAACAACAGCAGCAACAAAGGUUACGUACUGCAGUUUUAAAUCAAAUUAAAUUUAAAAGUGCCUGACUUGGCAAAAACAUCAGAGAGGGUUUGGUUGGAACUGAAAAGAAUCUGCUGUCGAGCUCUAAACCUGAGAAGCUCACUCUCUCCUCAGGGCACAGUCCCACAGUUUUUUUUUUUGUUUUUCUUCAAAUCUUCCUGCACAAAUUAAUUAAUGACAAACCCUUGUAAAUACAUGUGUACAAAAAGAGAUUUUGCAUUGUAUUAAAAUAAAAAAAAAAUAAAAAAUACAAUCAUCCUUUUCUUAAAGCCAUUUGAUAGUUUUGACAUUUAAACCGUUGGAAUCCAGUUUGAUAAUGGUGUUUGAUAGUGAUUGAUAGUGAAGGUUCCAGCCGGUCUACGACGGCGCCGUGGUGUAUUAACGCGGUGUACUGAGUGUCAUACCCGGCGACCCUGAAAGUAUUUCCGGUGUGAUGGACGGUACGCUGCGUGGAGGCUUUUUUUUGUUUUGACUUCCAUCAAAGUGUUUUUCGAAGUAUGUUCAUUGACAUCAAGUGUUUUGGUUUUUUUGCACUAUGUAAAUAUAGUACUGGUAAAAGGUCUUGUUACUAAUGUGAACAACAAAAACAAAACAAACAAAAAAGAAACGGUUCAAUGAAGUACUUUUUUUUUUUCAGCGUGUUCCUUGUCUUUGUAUGGAUAUUUAAGGCCGUCUCCUUCAGACUGUGCAUCACUAGCAAUGUUGUUAGAAGCUCUUUCUCAUAAUCCUGUUAUCACUCUUUAAUCUGUAUGAGCAGAGGAUUAACAUCAUUAAAAUGUUGUUUAAGUAAAUGA